Molecule: messenger RNA, 1342 nt
Organism: Strigops habroptila (Kakapo)
Lineage: Eukaryota; Metazoa; Chordata; Aves; Psittaciformes; Psittacidae
Exons: 4
Coding region: 1-897 (298 amino acids)
Source: RefSeq, a predicted model, not a curated record
AUGGUGCCCCUCAAUCGGAGAGAAGGAGCCUCCGAGGGCCUUGGGGACCUGGGCCGCCCUGUAAGUCAGGUGCUGGCCAGGAGUCCCGGGCGCUUUGCAGUGCAGGCCGUGGCUGAAGCCCCCCUCACAGGAACGAGCCCUCCCUCGCCCUUUAGAGGGUGCAGGUUGAGGAAGUGCUGUGCCGGAGGGCGCAGGCCCACCUCUGGCUGGGGUGACCUCCCCCUGGUUGGGGUCGAGGUUGCUCGCUGGGCUCCUGAAGAAGUACAUGGCGAUGAUGAUGAUGAUGAUGAUGAUGAUGGUGCUGCUGCUGAUAAUGCUGAUGAUGGUGGUGUUGUGGUACAGCCAGGAGGCCCGCCCAUAACUUGGGCGCAGGUCGGAGCCUUGGGCUCCUUGGGCCUUGUUGGGAAUCUCCGGCCCCGGCCUUUCAGAGGCUCGGGGCUGGGGCCGCCGGCCCCCCGGCCUUUGGCCGUGAAGCUCCACUACCUGGCUGUUGAGUCUCGUUCCUGUUGCUGUGAGGGGACAGCCGAGCUCUCUGGCUCCCUGGGUGUCGACCUGCCUGUAAUCAGGGUCCGGGUCUGGGAGCCUUUGCGCUCCCUCCGCUGGCAGCCUGUGUGGGGUGACCGCCCCGCUAGUGGGGUGCGGGUCAUGGUGCCCCUCAAUCGGAGAGAAGGAGCCUCCGAGGGCCUUGGGGACCUGGGCCGCCCUGUAAGUCAGGUGCUGGCCAGGAGUCCCGGGCGCUUUGCAGUGCAGGCCGUGGCUGAAGCCCCCGUGAGCAGGGGUGCUCAGCCUCCUCUUUGGCCGUUGCUUUGCAUGCCCAGCCAAUUUGCCCAGGGUGCCCGCCUGCGAGCCCUGCUCCAGCCCCGGCCAGAACUCUGCUGUGCGUCGCUCUGCAGCUGAUGGACAACAGAAAAGAGGCGGCGUGUGGAACGGGGAGGCAAGGAGCGGCGUCGGGCUGAAGAGGGGGCACGGGAAAGGCACCCUGGGCAAAGGGACCUCCCUGUGGGCACAGGGCGAGGUCAUGUAAGAGCAUGGUGGGCACCUUUAGGGUGCCCUGGUGGGGUUUUUGUGCUGGGCGACCUCCCUGUAAGCAGGGCUCGGGUCUUUGCUCCUGUUGGUUUUGGCCUUUGGCCGUCUUGCUCCUUUGGCUGCCCGGAGAGCGUGGCGACCCUGUAAGGAGGGUGAGAGCCAGCGCCUCCGCACCCGAGGGGGAAAUGGAGCUCUCUGGACCCCCAGGCCACCCUGUAAACAGGGGAGGGCCGUUUCCCCGUCCCGCUCCUCUGCCCCGGCGGCUUUCUGCCUGCUGGCGGCCUGCCCAGCGUGACCCCCUGGUGUCAGGGUGUGU